AUGAUUGGUAAAGACACUAUAGAGGUUUAUUCUGAAAUUGUAACAGAUUGUGUAAGACGAUGCGCCUCAUUAGAUCAGUGUUGUGUAGCAAGUUAUUCCGAUGACACCUCAACAUGUGUUCUUGAUCAGUCUGGAUCUUGUUGCAUUGAUACACUUAUCGAAAUUGGGUGGAGAACAAUCAAGAAACAAACGGCAAAUGCAUCAUCAACAUGCACAAACUGUUUAGUUUUCGACAGAUCUCUAUAUAAAAUAAUUGAUAACGAGAAAAAUUGGCAAGAAGCUGUGGACGAAUGUAAAUGUCAAGGUGGUAAAUUGAUUGAAAUAGAAACUAAGAAAGAGAAUGACUUUAUCCUUGCUGAAUUAAAGACCAGAAACACAGGAGCAUUAGGGUACUGGCUUGGUGGUUACAACUUUAACAAUGAUUUCGACCUUGAGUGGAUCAGUAAUCCAGGUCAAGAUAUGCUAUUUGAUGGUACUGGUGUUGGUGAACCUAACAAUCCGUUUACAGAAUUGUGUUUAGCUGCAUGGGAGGAUAUCAAUUUUAAUUGGGCAGAUCUUCAUUGUGGAGCCAUGUGUCCAUAUAUAUGUGAAUUUUCGGCCGACUAAUCAAGUAUUAUGUACAAUAAUAUUUUGAUUGUAAUGUCUUAUAUCAAAAGAAUUUUCUUAUCAAGAAAUUGUUUUAAGAAAUAAAUGCUGUUUUUAUUUUGUUACUGGUAUAGACAAAAACUAACACUGAAAAAAAACAUCAUUAAAAACAUAUUUGAUUUAGAAUAAACAAUUAAUUUUCUUAA
Messenger RNA from Mytilus californianus (California mussel), 791 nucleotides. Its product is annotated as perlucin-like protein. The record is from RefSeq and is a predicted model, not a curated record. NCBI's taxonomy places the organism in Eukaryota, Metazoa, Mollusca, Bivalvia, Mytilida, Mytilidae. The transcript is spliced from 4 exons. Gene Ontology annotation, cellular component: external side of plasma membrane. Gene Ontology annotation, biological process: biological process involved in interspecies interaction between organisms. Gene Ontology annotation, molecular function: carbohydrate binding. Bases 1 to 606 code for a protein of 201 amino acids.